Messenger RNA from Xyrichtys novacula (pearly razorfish), 2225 nucleotides. NCBI's taxonomy places the organism in Eukaryota, Metazoa, Chordata, Actinopteri, Labriformes, Labridae. The record is from the annotation of a GenBank genome assembly.
AUGUGUUCAAACAUAACCCGCCGAAAUGCGUCUCCAGGAAACAGAAGACGGACAAAUACAGGAAAACAUCUCCCACUGGAAACAAAGCACAGAGAGUGUAGUUCUGACCCUGCUGACCCCCAAAGGUACUAUUUUAUUACUAAUUCACGUUUUAGUCAUACUUUUGUAUAUCCUUUUAUUGUUUGUUUUACAAAUACAGAUAUUUCUUAAACAUGUCCAGCUACUUCUUCUUGUGUAUAUAUAGAACCUUUUUAAUGGUUGUAUGACUAUUUUAUAUAGUUAAAGGUGUUAACAGUAACACCAAUUAUCGUUACCAAUUUGGAAAACAGUACAAGAUAAUCAAGGUAUCAAUAUUAAUAUCUAAGAGUCAGCUUUUUUUGGAUAUUUAACCAACAGUGCAGUUACAUACCAUAUUGAUGUAAAGUUAACCCUUAUGUCCUAUAUAAGGUAAAUUAGGCCCUUCAAAAUGUAAAAACAUUAUACAUUUUUUAACUGUAAUUUGUAAAGCUUUAUAUUCUGUUUUCAUUCUGUUCUGUUGAAUACCCUGACUACUUCUGACUAUAUACCAUAUACUGUAUAUAUAUAUAUAUAUAUAUAUAUAUAUAUAUAUUUAUAUAUAUAUAUAUAUAUAUUUAUUUAUUUAGUUAGUACCCCUAAGGUCCCUAAAAAUAAAAAUAUAUAUAUAUAUAUAUAAAUCUAAAUAUAUCUAUAUCUAUCCAUAUUUAUCUCUCUCUCUCUAUAUAUAUAUAUAUAUAUAUAUAUAUAUUUAUUUAUUUAUUUAUUUAUUUAUUUAUAUAUUUUAUCUGCAUCAUGUGCACACGAUAGGCCUAUCUAAUUAUUCUUUGUAAUUUUAUUCUUUCUAUUCUUUGCAAACAUUUUAUUUUGGGCAAAACUCAUUUCCAUGUAGGAACAAUAUUAUCAUGUGCAUAAGAAUUAUAAUCUUUAGUGCACACUUUCGUUAUCUUUAUUGAGCAACUGUUGAUGUUAUUUCAUAAGUUUGUGCACAAAUUAUUUAUAUUGUGUCAUGAGAUCAUUAUCUUGUGGGCAAGAUAACUAUUAUAUCACACGCGCAAGAAACUAAUUAGGAUUAUGUGUGUGUGUACAUUAUUUAAUCCAUUUCACUUUAUUAACAGGCAAAAUAUUUACCAAAGUGCUGCACAAAAAGAUAAAAAUCAUCACAAAUAUAAUACAUUGAAACAAAAUUAAGGGCCUGUGAAACACAAAGACAUUACAAGAGCAAAACAAAGAUAACGUAAGUCAAACUAAGCUUCAAGUGAGGUUUAAAUUUCACAAGACAAUCAACUUAUUCCCACAAAAACAACAUGUGUACAUAAUAAAAUCACAGUAAAGGAUGAGGAUGGAUUCAAUGAAACAUUUAUAGAAAACAGCAAGAAUGGACUGGUGAACCUGAAGUUUUCAGAGCUUACAGAGAUAAAAGAGCAUACAAGUUAAUAUUAUGAGUACACAAAGUGAAGGAAAUGUCCUCUCUGGGAAUUCAGGGACUCUAUAUUUGUCUCAUGUUUUAAAUCGUAUUAUACUAUUCUCUAAAUGCCCUUGUUUAUUCAGUUUCUGCAAAGAAUCCAGCUUAAUAUGAAAUCAGUGCAACAUGGCUCUUAUUUAAUGUACUGAAAAGAGUCUCUUUGUGGACCCUUUUGUCUUAUUUUAGUGAUACCAAUGUAAUGUAAAUUUUAUGGCAGUAUUUUUAAAAUAAGAUUUUAUGUAUUUAUUCUAUUGAGUCUUUUACUUUUGGAAUGAAUUCAGCAGCAUGUAAGUGAACAGCACAUAAAUCAAUUAAAAAUAAAAAAAAAUACAGACACAAAAACAUGCACAGCUAAACUCCUGUAAAGGAAAUCAACCCUCCUAAUUAACUCUCAUGCCUGAUCAAUUACACACUCGUAUCACUAGAGAGCGCAUGCGCUUACCUCCAGGCAGAGAAACACUACCUGGCUCUUCGUGACGUACACGAGACAAGAAGAUUAUUACCGAGAGAGGAGGAGGAGAAGGGAGAGAGACUUGAUACUGGUUUCUUCCUCAGUGUUUUAGGAGGAGGAGGAGCGCGCAUGUCUGUGCCUGUCCAAAGUGAGAGAAAGACGCUCAGACACGCCUCCUUCAGAGAAGUGGAGGUGAGUUCAGGUCCACUCCUCACUCUGGUCGGCUCUCUCGGACUUAUUAAAUUCAGGAAGAAGAACAGGGAGCCAAAGACAUGGACAGAGGAGGAGAAUUAA